This is a messenger RNA of Leguminivora glycinivorella, 981 nucleotides long. RefSeq lists its product as uncharacterized. Bases 38 to 736 code for a protein of 232 amino acids. NCBI's taxonomy places the organism in Eukaryota, Metazoa, Arthropoda, Insecta, Lepidoptera, Tortricidae. The transcript is spliced from 5 exons. The record is from RefSeq and is a predicted model, not a curated record.
GUGCCGGCGCGCGCGCAUCGGCUGCAGUCAGUGCAUUAUGGCCGCGCGCGCCGCUCUCGCGCUCGCCGCGCUCGUUGUGAUCGCGUCUGCGCAGCCAACAUACGUGUACGUCCGAGAAGACCCGAACGUCAAUGACGUCGACGACGUCGAACUCGACGUCGAACAACGUCAAACGACGCAGCUGCGUGACGAACUGCGUUCCGCCAGGGACGACGCUCUGCUGCUUUACACGGAGUAUUCGGCCAAAGUGGGGAUGGACAUGAAGACUUUUAUCAAGGAGAUGAUGCUAUUGAAGGAAGAGACGAAAAAAGGGGUAGAAGAUACGUUGAAGAAUGCUCCAGAACAUUGCACGUCAAAAUUCGACCUGAGCGUAGCAGAGGCGGUGCGAGACGCACGACGUGCGGCCACAUUCAGUGCCGAGAACCAUCAUAAGUUCCUGCUAGGACACAUGGUUGUGUUCCGAAUGCAUCUCAACAAGAGUGACGAUUAUAUCAAGAAAUGUGACAAGAUGUUUUUGGACUGCGGAGUGGCAUGUGAGACGAUGCCCCGCAUGAAACGCUGGCGCAACCUCGCGCACCAAGAGAUCAACCGAGUUCGCGACGACAUACUCCACUCCCGCCACGCGUACAAAGACCUGGUUGCGCACGCGACGCGCAAGCUCAACCACGUGCGGAAACACACGAGGGCUCGCGCCGACAAGGCUGUUGAGGAGUUAGAGAAGUGUAUCAAAUCGUAAAAAAAUACUUAUAUUUUGUGCAUUCCGACGAGCGGUGACAGCAUUGUAUUUUUAUCAUCUAUCAUCACGCCUUUUCCGCACGAAUAUACUUCUUAGGAAGUGACAGGCUUGGUGACAGGUGAUAAUAGUACAUUACGAUACAAGUGCGUAAAAAAGGAAGUUCGAAACGAGUGACGAUAAAUUAAAAUACGACCGAAGGGAGUGUUUUAAAUCGACACGAGUUACGAAUUUCCUUUUCGCACGUG